Messenger RNA from Capra hircus (goat), 8197 nucleotides. RefSeq names its product sorbin and SH3 domain containing 1 (gene SORBS1). Gene Ontology annotation, cellular component: nucleus; cell-substrate junction; cytoplasm. The record is from RefSeq and is a predicted model, not a curated record. Gene Ontology annotation, biological process: cell-substrate adhesion. The transcript has 36 exons. Gene Ontology annotation, molecular function: protein binding. NCBI's taxonomy places the organism in Eukaryota, Metazoa, Chordata, Mammalia, Artiodactyla, Bovidae. Bases 269 to 4939 code for a protein of 1556 amino acids.
GUUCUGUGUCCUGACAAGUCAGGUCAGAAUCUGGGCAGGGCUCCUGUGGAAGCCACUCGUGUGAUUCACUUGUGCAGCUGGAGCUGGAGGAGCCAGAGGUUGGGAGGGUGAGGAGCACGGAUUGGGGAGCUGCCCAGUUUGGUGUGAGUCCCCGAUCUGCCCCUUGCCGGCUCUGUGGCUUUUGGCAAGAGGACUCUGGCCUCAGUUUCCUUGUUUUCAUAAUAAGGAUAGAAAUGCUUAUCCCUCAGGGUUGUAACAGUCAAGCGAGAUGAUGUGUGUUAAGUCCCUGAGGACCUGUCCGGGCUGUGUGUGGUUUACAGUGGCACAAGGCUGGGAUAACGUACAUGCUCAUCAGAGUAGGGUCUCCAAGCAGGUGAACCCUGUGCAGCCACAGAAGAGAGUGAGACUGCUUCUCAGAGCAGUACAGAGCCCCAGUUGCAGAAGACUUGUCACCACCAUGAGCUCUGAAUGUGACGUGGGUGCUUCCAAAGCCGUGGUGAACGGGUUGGCACCGGGCAGCAAUGGGCAAGAUAAAGCAACUGCCGACCCUUUACGUGCACGCUCUAUUUCUGCUGUUAAAAUAAUCCCUGUGAAGACAGUGAAAAACUCUGCAGGCCUAGUACUCCCUCCAGACAUGGAUCCGACAAGAAUCUGCACUGGGAAGGGAGCGGUGACUCUCCGGGCCUCAUCCUCCUACAGGGAGAUCCCAAGCAGUAGCCCUGUGAGCCCCCAGGAGACCCCGAAGCAGGAGAGGAAAACAGUUCUGGAGUCAGAGAAUUCCUCAGAUGAGUGGAAGCUUUCUUCCAAUGCCGAUGCCAAUGGAAAUGCCCAGCCCUCUUCACUCGCUGCCAAGGGCUACCGAAGUGUGCAUCCCAGCCUUCCCUCCAGCAAGCCCCAGGUCCUCUCUCCCCCACGCCCUCCUUUCCGCAAAGGGGACCGCUUUGCAUGGCAGCCCCCCAGCACCCGCAGUCCCUCCAGGGACUCACUCUACCUGAGCUCACCAAAGCCUUACCUUCCACCUGGCACCCUCAGCCAGCAGAGCCCCUCACUACCCCAGCCCAUCUCUGUAUCCCUGGCAGCCAGAUCAGCCCCCCGAGGUGUGCCAUGUCCUGGGCCCCCGCUUCCAGGUUCCACAUUCCCUGGCGCUUGGUCCCAACCCCAGCAGCGCUGUGCAGCCGCCUGGACAGUCGAUAGAGAGAAUGUGAGCUCUAACCCACAUCAUGAGGCAGUUGGGAAUAAAAAGGUCAGCAGCUUAUAUGUACCUUGUUUAUCCCGUAACGUUUGCCCGGUGGCAUCGGAAAACCUCUCUGGUGUUGCACGUGACCCAGCCAAAGGCACUGAAGCUGCAGGCACUCGGGCACCGGCUCCCACCAUUGUCUCCCGCAUAGCCGGCACAGGGACGCCACCCUCUGCUGCUCCUCCCAACCCUCCCAAGCUAUCCUUUAACAUCCGUAAAGAUGCCGUUGGCUGUGGCCAGCGUCCUUCCCUGGGGCCUUGGCCUUCGUUCCCAGACGCGGUGAGAGCACCUGGGCUAGGCCCCCAGGUUACCUCUGAUCCCGAAAACCGGAAGAAAAAAGAACCUUACCUUUUGCAGCCGUGUUAUCCAGCCAAGGACGCCACUUCCUCCAGCCCAGCCCCGCCUGAGAGGCGGUCCCACCACAGCCAGCCAGCCAGCGCCCCUGGCUCCCUCCCCCCAGCUAGCCAGACUCCACCGUCCUUCUCACCGCCGCCUCCGCUGGUCCCUCCGGUCCCCGAGGGCCUCCGCAGAGUCUCGGAGCCUGACCUCACGGGAGCUGUUUCAAGUACCGACUCGAGCCCUCUAUUAAAUGAAGUUUCUUCAUCCCACGCUGGAACUGAUUCCCAGACCUUUGCAUCAGUUAGCAAGCCAUCAUCUGCCUACCCCUCCACGACGAUUGUCAAUCCCACUAUUGUGCUCUUGCAACACAAUCGAGAACAGCAGAAACGACUCAGUAGCCUUUCAGAUCCUGUCUCGGAAAGAAGAGUGGGAGAGCAGGACUCGGCACCAGCUCAGGAAAAACCCACCUCCCUUGGCAGGGCAGCCGAGAGGAAGGUGAAGGAUGACAGCCGGCGGGUGGCCAAGAGCACUCAGGACCUAAGCGAUGUUUGCAUGGAUGAAGUGGGCAUCCCACUCCGGAACACUGAGAGAUCAAAAGACUGGUACAAGACCAUGUUUAAACAGAUCCACAAACUAAACAGAGACACUCCUGAAGAAAACCCUUAUUUCCCUACGUACAAAUUCCCUGAACUUCCUGAAAUCCAGCAAAAUUCUGAAGAGGACAAUCCUUAUACUCCUACCUACCAGUUUCCUGCAUCUACUCCUAGUCCUAAAUCUGAAGAUGAUGACUCAGAUCUGUACUCUCCUCGAUAUUCCUUUUCUGAAGACACCAAAUCUCCCCUUUCUGUGCCUCGCUCAAAAAGUGAGAUGAGCUGCAUUGAUGGUGAGAAGGUAGUUAAGAGGUCGGCCACACUUCCCCUCCCGACCCGCUCUUCCUCGCUAAAAUCAAGCCCAGAGAGGACUGACUGGGAGCCCCCAGAUAAGAAAGUGGAUACAAGAAAAUACCGCGCAGAGCCCAGAAGCAUUUACGAGUAUCAGCCGGGCAAGUCCUCUGUUCUGACCAACGAAAAGAUGAGUCGGGAUAUAAGCCCAGAAGAGAUAGAUUUAAAGAAUGAACCUUGGUAUAAAUUCUUUUCGGAAUUGGAGUUUGGGAAACCGCCUCCCAAAAAGAUAUGGGAUUAUACUCCUGGAGACUGCUCUAUCCUUCCUAGAGAGGAUAGAAAGACUAAUCUAGAAACUGAUCUCAACCUCUGCCAAACAGAAUUAGAGGCAGAUUUAGAAAAAAUGGAGACGCUUAAUAAAGCACCCAGUACAAACCUGUCACAGAGCUCAGCAGUCAGCCCGACUCCAGAAAUUUCUUCAGAGCCUCCUGGAUAUGUAUAUUCUUCCAACUUCCAUGCGGUGAAGAGGGAAUCCGAUGGGGCUCCCGGGGAUCUCACCAGCUUGGAGAAUGAGAGGCAGAUUUAUAAAAGUGUCCUGGAAGGAGGAGACAUCCCCCUCCAGGGCCUGAGUGGGCUCAAGCGGCCAUCCAGCUCGGCCUCCACUAAAGAUUCAGAGUCACCAAGGCAUUUUAUACCAGCUGAUUACUUGGAAUCCACAGAAGAAUUUAUUCGACGGCGUCAUGAUGAUAAAGAGAAACUUUUAGCGGACCAGAGACGACUUAAACGCGAGCAAGAAGAAGCCGAUAUCGCAGCUCGACGCCACACGGGCGUCAUUCCAACGCACCAUCAAUUUAUCACUAAUGAGCGCUUUGGGGACCUCCUCAAUAUAGACGAUACGGCAAAAAGGAAAACUGGGUCAGAGAUGAGACCUGCCAGAGCCAAGUUUGACUUUAAAGCUCAGACACUAAAGGAGCUUCCUCUGCAGAAGGGAGACAUCGUUUACAUUUAUAAGCAAAUCGAUCAGAACUGGUACGAAGGAGAGCAUCACGGCCGGGUGGGGAUCUUCCCCCGCACCUACAUCGAGCUUCUUCCUCCUGCUGAGAAGGUGCAACCCAAAAAACUGACACCAGUACAGGUUCUGGAAUAUGGUGAAGCCAUCGCCAAGUUUAAUUUUAAUGGUGAUACCCAAGUAGAGAUGUCCUUCAGAAAGGGCGAGAGGAUCACACUGCUUCGACAGGUGGACGAGAACUGGUACGAAGGGAGGAUCCCAGGCACGUCCCGGCAAGGCAUCUUCCCCAUCACCUAUGUGGAUGUGAUCAAACGGCCACUGGUGAAAAAUCCCACAGAUUACAUCGACCUGCCUUUCUCCUCUUCCCCAAGUCGUAGCUCCACUGCAAGCCCUCAGUUUCCCAGUCACAGCAAGCUCCUCAUGCCAGCCCCCUCAUCUCUGCCCCACUCCCGCCGAGCCCUGUCCCCGGAGAUGCAUGCUGUCACCUCUGAGUGGAUCUCGUUGACUGUAGGGGUCCCGAGCAGGCGUCCUCUGGCCCUGACCCCACCCUUGCCUCCCCUGCCCGAGGCUUCUAUCUACAGCAGUGACCCUCUGGCCUUGUUUGCAAGGCCCAGCUCCUCACUGCCCCUUAACCUUCCCCAUUCGGGCUGGUCGGACCGGUCCACCCCACACUCAGUGGUCUCCCCGCUGGCCCUGCCGCCUCCGCACAAAGCCCACUCCCCAGUGCCCGGGGCCCAGGCCUCCUUCCACGUCAAUGGAGACAGUGGUACCUAUGUGCCAUCUACGGGGGUCCUCCAGGAUAGCUUCUCCCAGCCGUGGCUUGGCCGAUCUGACAGGGUCAUCUCAGAGCUUAGCGAUGCCUUUAGCAGCCAGGGUAAGCGGCAGCCAUGGCGAGAUGGAAAUGGAGUGCGUGAGAGGAAAGCAGAGAGGGAGGCGGGUGACAGAUGCCCAGGUGGACCCGCCAUCUCUAAGAAGAGCUGCUUGAGGCCGUCAGACGUGGUCAGGUGCCUGAGCACGGAACAGAGACUCACAGAGCUCCACACCCCAGAGGAGAGCCGGCCCAGCCAGCAGCCCCCGGGGGGCCCUUUCUCGGGAAGGGAGGCUGAGCGCUCAGAGCUGCAGAGAGGUGGUGAGCCGGCCGAGAGGAAGGCCGCUCGGACGGGUGCGAGCCAGCCUUCUCAUCAUUCAUUGAGAGCAGGACCUGAUCUCACAGAAUCUGAAAAGAGCUAUGUGCAACCUCAAGCCCAGCAGCGAAGAGUCGCCCCAGACAGGAGUCAAACCUCCCAGGAUUUAUUUAGCUACCAAGCAUUGUAUAGCUAUAUACCACAGAAUGAUGAUGAAUUGGAACUCCGAGAUGGAGAUAUUGUUGAUGUCAUGGAAAAAUGUGAUGAUGGGUGGUUUGUUGGUACUUCAAGAAGGACAAGGCAGUUUGGUACUUUCCCAGGCAACUAUGUAAAGCCUUUGUAUCUAUAAGAAGACUGAAAACUACAGAGAUGAUUUUUAUUGGAGGACGAAGUAUAAUUCAUGAAUUGGUCUCUUUAUUUAAAUGUUGAGUCAGUAGGAAAACUAAUGCAGUGGAUAAAGUAAGAAGCAAAAGAGGACAGAGAAGUGUUGUAUUUAAAACCUGAGCCUGUCGAAGCUUAUUGCGUGUAUCGGACAGGGCUGAACCAUGCAAAAAAGAAAUGAAGCAAGUCGGUAUUUACUUAGCUGUUUCUGGGAGCCAUGCCAGCCCUGCCCUCCUCUUCCCAGCUUGGGUAACCUGACUGGCAGCAUGGUCCCAGAGAGCAGUUAAGCCAGAACUGCCUCGUGCUGCUUCAGGCUUGACCAGCUUUGGCUCAGAAGGGUCAUUUAGCCUGCAGGUGCUCUCGGAGCACCAGGCAGAUCCCCAGCCAUCCUCUAAGGUUCCACACAGACUCCCCCAGUUGCCCUGGAGCCUCCUGGUCCCCUAACAUUGCUACAGAUCAGUUGGGGCCACCGAGGCAAUCCCUAAACAGUGGUGGAGACCCCAAACCCAAGGCCAAGUCCCCCACUGGAGGUAGGUGGGGAAGUAGAGGUCAAAGUAGGCGCCCCAUGCACUCAGCAUGCAUGCAGCUUUACCAUUGACACCCCUGAUGUUCAGACAGAAAAGCACACAAGGCUUGCCCCCGGAGCAGGGUGGUCAGGCAGAUAGUUCCAUUUGUAUUUCCAGGUGAUUAAGGCGAGACGCCUGUAGCUCUUGAGGUCCCCUGCCAUAUGGCUCCUUCCAUAUCACUGGCUUGUAUAAGCAGUCACUUUCAGGGCAGCAUAGUGUCACUUAUAGAAUGCCAUUUCUACCCUUGCUUUUCUGGAUUGUUUUAGGCCAGGACAGUUGGGGGUUGAUAGGCUUGUUCUUAGAACAAGGGAUGGUGUUCAGUGACUCAAUGUAAUACACACUGAUGUAUACUGGAUGCCUGGGGCCACCAACGAGCAAGGCGUGCUCCAGGCCUUAGAAAGGGUUCACCACAUCUCCAUUUUCACCAUGUCUCCCCCAAGGAGCCCAAGGACCACACAGAAUGUAGGAAUCCAGGGUUCUGAAUCCUGACACACCCUGUGAGGCUUCUCUUUAGAAGGUGCAGCUGCAGUGGCCCUACAUUUGAGGCUGUAAUUCUGCUACUUUCAGGAGGCCUGUCUUUUGUAGAGGGGCCAGAGCCAAGGAGGGAGGCCUCUGUGAUGCCUAGGGUGUACAGUCACAACUUUAUCCAAUUCAAGGAUGUUUAUCGACCUCUGUUAGACACCUUGGAGAGAUAAAGAUAGAAAUGACCCAUUUUCCUGCCUGCUGGGAACUCAGAGGUGAUUGGAGAGACAGACACACAAAAAUACUGAAUCAAGAGAGACUGCGAUAUGUGCUAAGAAGGGUGUGAGAGGAAGAGAUGAAUUUUCUCUGUAGGGAUCCUAGAAAGCAUUGUCAUAUUUCUCUCUCCAUUAGCUCACUUUUGAACAACUAGGAUGCUGGAAGAACCUUUGUCUGAGGGUAGUUUGUGGCUGGAAAUAUUUAGACCUGCUUCCAGGGUCUUCUAACUCUUCCUCCCCACAAAUUCACAGGGGAAGCAGUUCCAGGUUGGUAGGGUUGUGUACAGGACUCCUGGUUCUCCGCAGGUAGCUCAGAAUUGGCCUGAGGUCCCAAAGUCUGGAAUCUUUCCAAGUGGGCAAAGUUCAUCUUCAGUGCCUCAGCUUCUGUCUCCACUAUUCAUCUUAGAACCUCUGAUCAGCUGACUACCCUUCAGACAGCCACAAUCCUCGCUCCCUCUCCUUCAAAUCCUGCUCUCAGGAAAGCAACUGCCACUGACUCCUUCACACUGAAUUGUGAAUGACAGAUGAGAAGAAUGUGUUACUUCUUCCCAGAAACAUUGGUUUUUAACUAGAACAGAUCACAGAGCCUUAAUUCCAAGGGGAAAGGCUGUGGAACCAAUGGUGGAGGGUAGGGCUGGGGAGUGCAGGUAAGGGUGGAUGAGCUUCCUGUGUCGAAAGGGACUUCUUGCUAUUCCUUAAGUAAGACUCAUUGCUUUGGAAGGUCCACCUCACCAUGCAAGGGCGCUCUGUUUCUGUCCUCCCCCUUCGAAUAUAGACCCCGUGCAUAUCCACAUACACUUUGCACAGCAGCGCUUCACAUGUUUUGGAAUGUAAUUCUUAUAUUGGCUAAUGUGUUUCCUAGUCUUUCUUAGAUGCAAACCAUAACACAACCUUAUCGGUUUUUUUGAGGGGGUGCUUACUAAGUAGCUUAUUGAUUUUGAACACCUCUUUAAAUACAGCUAGAAAAUAAACCAAUUUGUAAAGCCACAUUUGCAUAUGACGCCAGCCUCCCAACUUUGUAUAUCUCCGGAAUCCCAGGUAUGCCUCACCAGUUUGCCCAUCUUUAAUAAACUCAUCUGUUAAAAUCUGCAUCAAACUUCAGCUGCCUACAUACGACAAAACGAGGAACAAAGGGUUCCAACUGCUCCUUUGUCUUCACACAUUUAGUAAUACAAAAUACCUAUUUUUAUGCUGAGAUAUUUAUACAGGUUUAUUAAUCGCAAGUGUAACUAACUGGCGGCAUGCCCUACAACACAUUUUAAUAGCUUAGCCAUGCUUCUGGGUAAAAGCAGGCCCCACACUACUUACCUUUUGCAGUCUCUCUGGGAUCAGUAAGAGAAAAAAACACAUGCUUAAAGAAGUGGGACUGUAAAUAUGUAUAUUUAACUUUGUAUAGCCCAUGUACCUACUUUGUAUAGAAAAAUAAUUUUAAAAAUCUGAACUGAAGGGGAGGGGGGUAUAAUAAGGAAGUCAUGACGUUUUUUGCAUAUUUAAAUGAAGGAAUUCCAAAAAACUUACCUGCAGAUUUUUAGCACAAAAAUACCAUUGUAAAGUGUUAUAAUUUUAAAUAAUCAUUCUUUCUGGGAGAGAAAGUAACUGUUUUCUCAGUUAUAGUGAUUUCUUCUUAUUUCAUUUUUGAUUUUUUUUUAGCAGUCCUAUUUAUCUGCAGUAGUAUUAAGUCCUAUUGCUAGGUUACUACAAAAAAGAUUAUAUUCUGAAAGAAAAAUAACUGACAUUAUAUAUAACCAAUUAAUUUAAAGUAUUGCCAUUUAAAUUACACACCAAGAGCAUGUACCAUGCAGACACAGAUUUUUCUGUUCAUCUAUUUUUCUUUAUGCAGUGGAUCAAUUUGACAAAUAGAUGUUGAAUUACUACAUUGGCUGUACAUAAUAUUUAAUAAACUUCAUUCAAAAUUGUGUGGCA